Rosa rugosa (rugosa rose) is the source of this 684-nucleotide messenger RNA. RefSeq lists its product as uncharacterized. The transcript is spliced from 2 exons. Gene Ontology annotation, biological process: sesquiterpene biosynthetic process. Bases 1 to 684 code for a protein of 227 amino acids. The record is from RefSeq and is a predicted model, not a curated record. Lineage: Eukaryota; Viridiplantae; Streptophyta; Magnoliopsida; Rosales; Rosaceae. Gene Ontology annotation, molecular function: cyclase activity.
AUGAAAGGCCGACAUCCGAAUCCGGCAGAUAAUAUAGUCCUUACGUCCCCACUAAACUGCAAUGGAUUUGAUGGCCCCAAUCUUCCUUUUGUGACUUAUUAUCUGCAACUUGCCGGGAUACGUCUUCGUCUGCAGAUCUUUAACUUGGUUGCUGUUAAUAUUGACAAUGAGACUGUUCGAGAGGCUCUUGCAGUUACUAGUGUAAUUCUCUGUGUUUUUGGUUUGCUCUAUGGUGGCUUUUGGAGGAUCCAAAUGAGAAAGAGAUUCAACUUGCCUUCUUAUAACUUCUGUUUUGGUGAACCAACAAUGUAUGAUUGCACGUUGUGGCUCUUCUGUUGUUGGUGUUCUCUUGCUCAUGAAAUGAGAAUAGGGUAUACAUAUGACAUUGUAGAAGACCAGUUUUGUAGAAAAGAAAUAGAUAUUCUUAGCCAGCCACCAAUGUCACCCUUGCCCCGUGAAGAUGGAGUUGGUCAACUUAGGUUUGGUCCAAGUUCUCAUUUGGGGAACUACUCAAUCCCAACUAAGACUGGCAUAAUUGGUUCUCCAAGUCCUAGUAGAUUUUCAAAGGAACUGUAUAAUCCAGAUAGGGCACUUUCUUCAGUGAAAGAAGAAUCUCAUCCAACAGGUAAGGAUAAAACUAUGACUGCACUUGCACCCUCAUUGAUACGAAGAGAAGCCACAUAG